AACCUUUUCAAGUGACCGUGCCUAUUUUAAAACUCCUCCUUCAUCUUCAGAAGUAUAUUAAAGAGUCAUCUGUAGAAUCUCUCUGUAUUACUGAUAGUACUAUUAAAUUUCUUGAUAGGCAAGAAGACCAGGUUCCUAUUAAUUUAGCACCAGAAAUUAAUGAUGAUUUGUUAGAAACUC
This is a messenger RNA of Racocetra persica, 180 nucleotides long. The record is from the annotation of a GenBank genome assembly. Lineage: Eukaryota; Fungi; Glomeromycota; Glomeromycetes; Diversisporales; Gigasporaceae.